GUAGCUCCCUGUUUGUUUAGAGAGCUUUGCCUGCACAUAUUGAAUUGCUCUUUUCCCUCAUCCAGUCAGUUUAAGCAGUGUCCCUAAAUUCACCCUCAGUGUAACUCCUGUUUCUGCUCCUCCUCUUCUUGGAACUGUUCUUUUGUUUGUCUGGCAGCCCUGGUUGUAUGGGGGUGUAUGAUGAUAAUAAUACCCCAGUGCUUAUGUAACCCUCUCAUCUUGCAAGCACUUGACAAAACCUUCACUAAUGAAGCUCCUGUAUCCUGUGGCCUGUAUCGGAUGGUAGCCCUUCCCCCCUUGACAGAUAGGAAAACUGAGGCUGAGAGGUUGAGGAAUUUGGCAGAGACCACUGGCUAGCUCAACAGCAGAAUUGAGAGUUUCCCCUGCUCCGGAGGGUAGCCUCCUGAGGUCAAAAGAGAUAAGAAACAAUGAGUUUUGGGAAGGAAAGCCUAUUGUCACUACAUCUCUGUUAUUCUACAAACUUCUGAAUUUCAGGACAUAUUUCCUAGAGAAUAUCUGGAAGGCAACCUUUGUGAGUACUGUAGGCCACCUACCUUCUUCUGGAUAGUUGAAUUUGUCAAUGGCAUGCAAGUUCACCAAGACAAAAUAGUAGCAGAAAAUCUUCAAAGGACUCCAUCAACAGAUGUUCCAAAAACCUCUGCAGCACUGAAAUUGAUUACUCAACCCAAAUACUUAAUUCAAGAUCACUGACAACCAAGAAACAAGCAUUUGGUCUAUUUUUCAACACUGAAACAUCUACAAUGAAGUCCUAUUGCUGGACUCUGGUUUUGGCUGUCAUCGGUACAGAAUUGCUGGGAAGUUUCUGUACCACCAUCAAAUCCCCACGGUUCAGAGGGCGUGUGCAGCAAGAACGAAAAAACAUCAGACCCAAUAUUAUUCUUGUGCUUACAGAUGAUCAAGACGUGGAGCUGGGAUCCUUGCAAGUGAUGAAUAAAACAAGAAAAAUCAUGGAGCAUGGAGGAGCCACUUUUAUUAAUGCCUUUGUCACCACCCCUAUGUGUUGCCCCUCACGAUCCUCUAUGCUCACUGGGAAGUAUGUCCACAACCACAAUGUGUACACCAACAAUGAGAACUGUUCCUCCCCUUCCUGGCAGGCAAUGCACGAACCACGCACAUUCGCUGUGUACCUCAACAACACCGGAUACAGAACAGCUUUCUUUGGGAAAUACCUCAACGAAUAUAAUGGGAGCUACAUCCCUCCUGGGUGGCGAGAGUGGCUUGGAUUAAUCAAGAAUUCUCGUUUCUAUAAUUACACUGUUUGUCGCAAUGGCAUCAAAGAGAAGCAUGGAUUUGAUUAUGCCAAGGACUACUUCACAGACUUAAUCACUAACGAGAGCAUUAAUUACUUCAAAAUGUCUAAGAGAAUGUAUCCCCAUAGGCCCAUAAUGAUGGUUAUCAGCCAUGCUGCACCCCAUGGCCCUGAGGAUUCAGCACCACAGUUCUCAGACCUCUAUCCAAAUGCUUCUCAGCACAUUACUCCCAGUUACAACUAUGCACCAAAUAUGGAUAAGCACUGGAUUAUGCAGUACACAGGACCCAUGCUGCCCAUCCACAUGGAAUUUACAAAUGUUUUGCAGCGGAAAAGGCUUCAGACUCUGAUGUCAGUUGAUGACUCUGUAGAAAGGUUAUAUAAUAUGCUUGUGGAAACUGGAGAACUGGAUAACACCUACAUCAUUUACACAGCAGACCAUGGAUACCAUAUUGGACAGUUUGGAUUGGUCAAGGGGAAAUCCAUGCCAUAUGACUUUGAUAUCCGUGUUCCUUUCUUUAUUCGUGGACCAAGUGUAGAACCAGGAUCAAUAGUAUCUCAGAUUGUGCUGAACAUUGACCUGGCUCCCACCAUCCUGGAUAUUGCUGGGCUUGAUACUCCUCCUGAUGUUGAUGGCAAGUCUGUCCUCAAACUACUGGACCUAGAAAAACCAGGUAACAGGUUUCGAACAAACAAAAAGACCAAAAUUUGGCGUGAUACAUUCCUAGUGGAAAGAGGCAAAUUCCUACGUAAGAAGGAAGAACCUAGCAAGAAUGCCCAGCAGUCAAAUCACUUACCCAAAUAUGAGAGGGUCAAAGAACUUUGCCAACAAGCACGGUAUCAAACAGCUUGUGAACAACCCGGACAGAAGUGGCAGUGCAUUGAAGACACAUCUGGAAAACUUCGAAUUCACAAAUGUAAAGGAUCCAGUGAUCUGCUUGCAGUCCGGAAGAGAACUCGAAGUAUCCACUCUAGGGGCUUCAAUAAUAAAGACAAAGAAUGUAAUUGUGGGGAGACUGAUUAUCGGGCUAGCAGAAGCCAGAGGAAAAACCAGCGACAGUUCCUGAGGAAUCAUGGCACUCAAAAAUAUAAGCCAAGGUUUGUCCACACUCGUCAAACCCGCUCCCUAUCUGUGGAAUUUGAAGGAGAAAUAUAUGAUAUAAACUUAGAGGAAGAAGAGCUGCAACUGUUACGCCCAAGAAGUGUUUCAAAGCGCCAUGAUCAAGGCCUUAAAUCUCCAGGAGUCCACAAUGCUGCUGCAGAUGUUGGUGAUGGUGAAUUAAUGCUGGCCGAUGGUCCUAACACAGUGGGACAAUCAGACACUGUCCGAGUGACACAUAAGUGUUUUAUUCUUCCAAAUGACACAAUCCAUUGUGAGAGAGAACUCUAUCAAUCAGCCAGAGCCUGGAAAGAUCACAAGGCAUACAUCGAUAAGGAGAUUGAAGCUCUCCAAGAUAAAAUUAAGAAUUUAAGAGAAGUGAGAGGACAUCUAAAGAGAAGAAAGCCUGAUGAAUGUGAUUGUAACAAGCAGAGCUAUUAUAAUAAAGAAAAAGGUGUGAAAGCCCAAGAGAAAUUGAAGAGUCACCUUCACCCGUUCAAAGAGACUGCUCAAGAAGUGGAUAGUAAACUACAGCUUUUCAAAGAGAAUCGGAGAAGGAAGAAGGAGAGGAAAGAGAAGAAGAGACAAAAGAAAGGGGAUGAAUGCAGCCUGCCUGGACUUACCUGUUUCACACAUGACAAUAACCACUGGCAAACAGCACCAUUUUGGAACUUGGGAUCUUUCUGUGCCUGCACAAGCUCAAACAACAAUACCUACUGGUGUUUACGAACAGUCAACGAGACACACAACUUUCUUUUCUGUGAGUUUGCUACUGGCUUCUUGGAAUACUUUGAUAUGAAUACAGAUCCCUACCAGCUCACAAAUACAGUCCACACAGUAGAAAGAGGCAUCUUGAAUCAGUUGCAUGUACAACUGAUGGAACUGAGAAGCUGUCAGGGUUAUAAACAAUGCAAUCCAAGGCCUAAAGGACUUGAAGCAGGAAAUAAAGAUGGAGGAAGCUAUGAUCCACACAGAGGACAGUUAUGGGACGGAUGGGAAGGUUAAGCUGCCAAACUUCACCGAAGACAUCAACUGGCAAGGACUGGAAGUUUUAUAUAAUAUAAAUGAAAGCUCCUAUGAAUACAGAUACAAC
Molecule: messenger RNA, 3462 nt
Organism: Sarcophilus harrisii (Tasmanian devil)
Lineage: Eukaryota; Metazoa; Chordata; Mammalia; Dasyuromorphia; Dasyuridae
Gene: SULF1
Product: sulfatase 1
Exons: 22
Coding region: 762-3374 (870 amino acids)
Cellular component (GO): cell surface; plasma membrane; Golgi apparatus
Molecular function (GO): N-acetylglucosamine-6-sulfatase activity; glycosaminoglycan binding; calcium ion binding
Source: RefSeq, a predicted model, not a curated record